AUGCACGGCAAUCCGAACCCUCGCCACGAGACAAUCAUUGCAAGUCCAAGCUCAAGUACACCGAUAUACGACGAACAGUACCACAAGACUCAUGGUGAUGUCAUGGAGUCUCUAUCAUUGAGGAGAGAUUUAUCUCAACCAGAAAAGCCCCCUUUUGGCGUGUGGUGGACGUAUACUGUUGAGGAAACUCUCAUAUGGCCGAUACUAGAGUUCCAGGGCAGUGUUAAUAGCAGCCUGGAUGUACUUCUGGAAUAUUCUGACGAGGAAAGCGACGAUGAAGAUACGCGCAGUUAUAGGGACGAGCAUCCCCUUUCGAAUCCCAAUAAACGCAGGCACAUCGCCCCCGGCGGCGUUCGAAGCGGCUUAGACGACGGCACCGUAGUCCCGGAGCUGAUAGAAAGCUUCCUAAGAAAUGUGCACUCCAGAUUUCCGAUCCUCGAACCCAACGAACUGCGAGCUCGAGCAGCCAAUCUUGUAGAGAAUGGCCUCGACUGGGGCGGGAUAACAUGCCAAGUUUUACUGGCAUGUGCGUUGGGUUCCAUCUCUUCUCCUUGGGACAUUUCUGAUUUAGAGAACUAUGACCGCCCAAAGCCAUCCUUGGAACGAUAUUCGAUGGCACGAGAUUACUUCAGUGCCGGGCAGAAACGCCUCGGAGCUUUGUGUACACAAUCGUCAUUGACUGCAGCCCAGUGUAUGUUCAUGGCAGGUACAUUUCUCUUGUACCUGCAGAAGCCGGUUGCGGGAUGGCGCUUGUUGAAUAUGGCUUCCACCACAUGCCGCGCGUAUAUUUCCAAGCGAAUUGCCCGAGAGACGAGAGGCGAACGUCCGAGACACUCUCGCAGCAUGGAACAGCGCCUCUGCUGGAGCUGUUUCAAAGCUGAGCGCGAGGUGGCCUGUGAGUUUGGGAUGGAGACGGCUGGAUUGAAUGUGAUUGCAUACUCGACCUCCUUGCCCACCCCGCCCAAUGGAUACGCGAGCGAUAUAAAUGGAGCGUCAUCACACAAAGCAGUCAGCCCUGAAGGGCUUGCGCCAUUGCCUGUUCCUCACGAGCCUUACGAGGAUCAGUCGUGGUAUUUCUUUCUUACCGAAAUCAUGCUUUGCAAGCUCGAGAUGCGCAUCGACAACUUCUUCCAGGACAAGCGGCGGGAAGCCUAUCGCUCCGCUGGCAGCGCCGCAGAAGUCUUCUUCCAGGGCUUGGUUGAAGCGCUGCAAGAGUUCAGAUACCAAUUAUCGUCUUAUUACGAGUCGCUACCCCCUGUCAUGCGGUUUCCCUUGGACGAUUUUACCCCUUGCGAAGAUGAGCUUCGACAUUACCUUCGAUGGCGUCUAUACAGUGUCAAACAUGACAUAUGCCUGCCGGCUCUAUAUGCUUUGCUUCACAACGAUAUCUCGAGGUGGCCCCAUGCACUGGUCAACAACUUGAUCGAGUUGGCCAACGCAUGUCUCAAGUUGGACGUAAUCUUCCAGAAGACCGCCGUCACAGCAUACAGACACCACAAUACUUGGCUGGGAUUAAGGAAGGGUAUCAGAAGCGCUUUGAUCCUGAUAGCCGCACGGAGACUGAAGUCGCAGCAUCGGGCUGGACUAGAGAGACUGCAGGUGCCCGACGAAGAGACAUGCAGGGAUGGUGCACGCGCCCUGGUAAGAGCUCUAGAGUAUUGGUCGGCAGAGUCAAGGGACUGCGCUUUCAAUUUGAGGAUACUUCGGAACCUACAUUCAGACUUUCGGGUUUGA
This is a messenger RNA of Ilyonectria robusta, 1734 nucleotides long. RefSeq lists its product as uncharacterized. The transcript is spliced from 3 exons. NCBI's taxonomy places the organism in Eukaryota, Fungi, Ascomycota, Sordariomycetes, Hypocreales, Nectriaceae. The record is from RefSeq and is a predicted model, not a curated record. Gene Ontology annotation, molecular function: zinc ion binding; DNA binding. Bases 1 to 1734 code for a protein of 577 amino acids. Gene Ontology annotation, biological process: DNA-templated transcription.